Didymosphaeria variabile is the source of this 2409-nucleotide messenger RNA. RefSeq names its product D-lactate ferricytochrome c oxidoreductase. Lineage: Eukaryota; Fungi; Ascomycota; Dothideomycetes; Pleosporales; Didymosphaeriaceae. The transcript is spliced from 5 exons. Gene Ontology annotation, molecular function: D-lactate dehydrogenase (NAD+) activity; FAD binding; D-lactate dehydrogenase (cytochrome) activity. Bases 1 to 2409 code for a protein of 802 amino acids. Gene Ontology annotation, cellular component: mitochondrion. The record is from RefSeq and is a predicted model, not a curated record. Gene Ontology annotation, biological process: lactate catabolic process.
AUGUCUCUACGAAGCUUUCCCAGAGCUGCGACGGUCCUGCGCAGUGCUCGACCCGGUUUGCUGAACCCGGCAUACAGACUUUCACCAUGCGCUGUAGCACGGAGAAGAGAUGGGUGGCGGGCGCAGAGGAGGUGGAAGAGCGAUGAUGGGGAUAAGAAGCCCGAGGUGCCUUUUAACCUACAAUUGUUUGAGAGUGUGACUGCGCGUGUGCAGAAGGCGAAAGAAGAGGAGAUACGGCAGGCGCAGUUGCACCAGCGUACUGCGCGAGGGCGGUUCUUCGCAACUUUGUUUGCUGUCAUCGUUACUGGCAGUAUUGGUUACUGGUUUGGUCAGGCGACCUCCCCCAAGCCGGAAUCUACAUCCUCAACCGCCCCCCUAGCGACCAUAGUCCCGCCAAAACACAACAUAUCAGAAGCAAACAUGGAGGCUGCAUGGACCGACUUCCGCGACAUCGUCGGCAAGGAGAAUUUAUCGCUAGAAAAGUCGGAGUUAGAAUCGCACUCUGGAUCGUCAUGGUCAUCGCACCCUGCCGAGCCAGGAGACGUACCAUUCUGCGUCGUGAAGCCCGGCAACACCCAGGAAGUCAGUGCAAUCAUGAAGGUGUGCCACGAGAGGAAGAUUCCGGUCACUCCAUAUAGCGGAGGAACCAGUCUGGAGGGCCACUUCGCGGCGACAAGAGGUGGUAUCUGCAUCGACUUUUCGCGCAUGAAUAACAUUCUGAAGCUACACAAGGACGACCUGGAUGUGGUGGUCCAACCGGCUGUAGGAUGGGAAUUGCUCAACGAAGAACUAGCCAAGGACAACUUGUUCUUCCCUCCGGAUCCGGGCCCAGGCGCCAUGAUCGGGGGUAUGGUGGGCACGGGUUGCUCGGGCACAAAUGCGUACCGCUAUGGCACGAUGAAGGAUUGGGUGCUCUCACUGACCGUUGUCCUUGCAGACGGCACAGUUAUCAAGACUCGACAAAGACCACGAAAAUCAUCAGCGGGGUAUGACCUCACACGGAUGUUCAUCGGCUCGGAGGGCACCCUAGGCCUAGUCACUGAAGCCACCCUCAAAGUCACCGUGAAACCUCAACACACCAGCGUAGCUGUCUGCGCUUUCCCCACCGUCCGCCACGCCGCCGACUGCGUUUUCAAAGUUGUCGGCGCAGGGGUCCCGAUCGCUGCCAUUGAGAUUCUUGACGAUGUGCAAAUGCAAUGUAUCAAUGAUGCCGGCCAGACGAACAAGACGUGGAAGAACGCGCCAACGCUCUUUUUCAAGUUUGCAGGCACGCCUAACAGCGUUAAAGAGCAGAUAAGCCAGGUACAAGGUUUGGCGAAGAAGACUGGCAGUGUAAGCUUCGAGUUUGCAAAGAGCGAGGAAGAGAAGACGGAUUUGUGGCAAGCCCGUAAGGAAGCCCUAUGGAGCGUCAUGGCCAAGGGUGAGGGAAGUGAUGAUGUGGGCGUAUGGACGACCGAUGUCGCUGUCCCGCUAUCAAAGCUCCCUCGAAUCAUCGAAGAAGCGAAGGACGAGAUCUCAAAGAGUGGGUUACUGGGCAGCAUCGUCGGCCACGUUGGCGACGGAAACUUCCACUCAAUCAUUUUGUAUAACAAGAAAACCGAAUACGAAAAAGCCAAGCACCUCGUGCACGACAUGGUCAAGCGCGCCAUCGAGCUCGAGGGCACAGCAACAGGCGAGCACGGCGUUGGACUCGUCAAGAGAGACUACCUAGAGCAUGAGCUGGGGACGAGCUCGGUUGAUGCGAUGAGGCAGCUUAAGAGGGCGUUCGAUCCGCUAUGUUUGCUGAACUGCGAUAAGAUUGUUCGUGCGAGCGCGCCGAAGCCUGGCGAGGCAAAGAAAUCGUUCCUCGUUGAGAAGGUCAAGCCUGACCACACUCAUGCGCUGCUCGACCGCAAGGCAUCUCCGAACUGCGCUACGUGCGUGACACCAGGCGCAGAGCUCCGCUGCGGUGCGUACAAAGACAUCAACUAUUGCGGCGCAGAAGGCCAGAAGAAAAACUGGUCUAUCCAUAAAUUCGUCUGCAAGCAGUUCGUAUCUAGUCUUGAGUCUCCUCGUGCCGAUGCCGGCGUCCCUGGGUUCCUCUGGUUUCAGCAUUCCCGUAGCGCAUCGGAUGCCCUGUUCUUCGAAUAUCUUGAUCACGGAGGCCACGACGUCUCAGCAUCUAGUCAUGCCGAGAUUCAAUUCGAAGACGCGCGUCUGCCACAUACUGUGGAUCUGUGGGCGAAGGAACCUGCUUCUGCCCCGCCAAAUAGCGAUCUAGAGAGGAUCUAUAGGGCACCGAACAAGACCAUCGAGCGGGCUGUGGGCAUUGAGGUGGCGACCAAGGUUUCUGGGCCAGUUGUCGCCGUGGCCUUCGCUGGCGAAAAGCAGGCGGACGUGCACAGCAAUGUCACGCGUCCGGUCAUGUAG